Molecule: messenger RNA, 1441 nt
Organism: Schistosoma curassoni
Lineage: Eukaryota; Metazoa; Platyhelminthes; Trematoda; Strigeidida; Schistosomatidae
Source: the annotation of a GenBank genome assembly
UUUGCUUGUGUGACCUGUAAAUCCCGCAAGUCUCAAUAUGUGGACAGCUGAAUCUGGAGUUGUACAGUUAGCGCGUAGAUAAACAAUCUCGUCAGUUUACCGUAAUAAUGUCGUCUAAGGCAAACGUAGUCUUAGAGACUUUGAUUAUUGCUUUGAUCUAUUUCAGUGUAGUAGACUGUGACACAUGUCCAGCAGACAGCUUUGCAAACUCCUUAGCAGCUGACCAGUUUAGUUGUGCGAAGAAGUGGUUGCCGGUCAAGCAGCUUCAUUGGACGAAGAAGAAAAGAAUACUGGUAACCGGUGGUGCCGGUUUUGUUGGCUCUCAUUUAGUUGAUAAAUUAAUGCAAGAUGGCCAUGAGGUUAUAGCUCUUGACAAUUUUUUCACAGGAAAACGACAUAAUAUCGAACAUUGGAUUGGACAUAGUAAUUUUGAACUUUUACAUCAUGAUGUUACCAAUCCUAUAUAUGUGGAAGUGGAUGAAAUUUACCAUUUAGCUUCACCAGCGUCACCUCAACAUUAUAUGCAUAAUCCUAUACGUACUAUUAAAGCAAACACAUUGGGUACUUUAAAUAUGUUAGGAUUAGCUCGUCGUACAAAUGCCAAAUUUUUAUUCGCUUCUACUUCAGAAAUUUAUGGCGAUCCUGAAGUUCACCCUCAACCUGAAUCCUACUGGGGUAAUGUAAAUCCAGUUGGUCCAAGAGCUUGUUAUGAUGAAAGUAAACGACUUGGUGAAACAAUGACUUAUGCUUAUUUUAGACAUCUUAAUCUUCCUGUUAGAGUUGCUCGUAUAUUCAAUACAUAUGGACCAAGAAUGCAAGUUAAUGAUGGUCGAGUGGUAACUAAUUUCAUUGCACAAGCAUUAAACAAUGAAUCGAUUACGGUACAAUUAAUCACGAUAUUCAAAUGGAACUAAUUAUCUGAUAAUUGCAUAGCAAUUUAAAUCACUGCUUCAAGUAUAUAGAGUAGUGAUUAAAUUAGAUAAGUUUCAUAAUGGGAAAACUUUUAUCAUUAAAAUGUUUGCUUUUAAAGUCAAUUUAAGAAUUUUAGCCAGCCUUUUCAUAUGUGGAAUUCAGUAAAUCACAAUUCAAUUAUCAUCCAAGAUGAAAAUGUCAAAUCAGUGCUACAAACAAAUUAGUUUCUAAUUAUAGAACUAUUCAUAGUUGCAAUCAUCUCAUUGAUAAUUCGAGAUUAUCACCACUGAUAGUUACAUAGAAAAAAACACUCUUUUCAUGAGGAAACAAUUUAUAUUGAUGUCGUAAUAAAAAAAAUCUCAGUAUUCAUUUAUGUGGUGCCCCUCCUGAAGUUAAAUCAGUAUUCGUACUUGAACAACUUCUCCUGACCUAGAAAAUUUCCGAAAUAUCAUUUCAACUACUUAUUAACAGUAACUAGUAAUAAAAAAAACUAAGAAUUUUUUGAUUGAGAUCAUGAACCGAUUGAUGU